UGCGAAAUAGAGGGUAAACAGUCCUAAACACUAUUUUUGGUAGAACAAGAAUCUAAAAUGAAGACCAAGCAACAGCCGCCUCUCUGUUACACAAGAGUCAAGACACGCUCGAGAAAAGUCAAAUGGAACAAAGAAAAUAAAAACAUGCUCUGAAUUAUUUCAUUCUCCUUUUUCCACAAACCCCACGAUAUAUGUGAACACCGGAGAACCCAGCCUGCGAAUUUUCAAAACAACCAAUUCAAGGACGAUGACCGCCAUGAAACCCCAUAGCUACCGAUCCCUCUGCUUCUUCAUAAUCCCCCACCUUCUCAUCUCCAUAGCUAAUGCAGUUGACACCAUCACUCCCGCACAUCCCCUCACCGGAAACCAAACCUUAGUCUCCGCCGGUGAGCUCUUCGAGUUGGGGUUCUUUGCUUCCGGCGACUCCGGCCACCGGUACGUCGGGAUAUGGUACAAGAAAAUCAAAGACAGAACAGUUGUCUGGGUCGCAAACAGAGACAACCCACUCAUGGAUUCCGCCGGGAUCUUGAAAAUCGGCGAGGACGGGAACAUCCACUUGAUCGACAGUGCCGGAGAUUCAAUCUGGUCAUCCUCGUGGAACCGAACAGACACAUCCGUUCCUAGAAACAUAUUCGCCCAGCUUCUGGAUUCUGGGAAUUUCGUUCUUGCCGGAGAAACAGGGGAUUAUCUGUGGCAAAGCUUUGAUUACCCGACAGACACAUUGUUACCAGGAAUGAAGCUGGGAUGGGAUUCCAAGACCGGGAUUAAUCGAUACAUUUCAUCUUGGAAAAGCCCGAAAGAUCCGGGACAAGGGGAUAUAAGCUUCAAGCUAGACAUUAAUGGCUACCCAGAAGCUUUCUUGAGGAACAAAGACUUGAUCUUUUACAGAAGCGGAGCUUGGAAUGGAGUCCGGUUCAGCGGAGUCCCGGAAAUGGAGACAGAAGGAGUCAUCAGCUUCUCAUUUAAGAUGACAAAAGAUGAAAUCUACUACACAUUCCAGAUUCAGAACCAAACCCUGUACUCGAGAUUGAUCGUGAACCAGACCGAGUUUCUGGAGAGGUACACGUGGGUCCCGGAGAGCGAAAUCUGGAACAGAUUCUGGUACGCGCCGAAAGACCAGUGCGACGAGUACCGGGAAUGCGGUCCGUUCGGGCGGUGCGACGCCGACGGUUCGCCGGUUUGCCAGUGUUUGACCGGGUUCAAACCCAGAAACAAGCAGGCCUGGGAUUUGCGAGACGGGUCGGACGGGUGCGUUCGGGUCAAGGAAUUGGGCUGCGGCGGCGAUGGGUUUAUUGCGUGGAACUACACGAAGUUGCCGGAGAGUGGGGGCGCGUUUGUGGACGAGGGGAUGCGGUUGGACGAGUGCGAGAAGAUGUGCGUUGGGAAUUGCUCGUGCACGGCUUAUAGCAGCGCCAAUGUCAGCGGCGGCAGUGGGUCGGGUUGCGUGAUUUGGACGGCGGAGCUUCUGGAUAUGCGGAAGUUUCCGGCGGAAGGUGACCAACUUCUCUACGUCCGGGUGGCAGCUUUUGAUGCAGAACAAAAUGGUAAUGCAAAAAAGUCUGGACAGAGGUUUGGCAAGACAAAAGAGAUAAUCUUGGCAUGUAGCAUCACACUUGGGAUUGCCCUUAUUCUUUUUUCCCUUUUUAUGUGGGAGAAAAGAAGAACAAGGAGAGCCUUUGCUGCAAAUAUAUACCUCAGAGGUAUAGGAGAAAGAAGUGGAGAUCUUCUAAUGAAUGGAACUGUUAUUUCAAAAAAGACAGAGCUUUCUAGGGAAACACUCAAGGAAACAGAUGAGUUGGAAUUACCAUUGUUUGAUCUUGGCACCAUUGUUGUGGCAACAAACAACUUUUCCAGUGAGAAUAAGCUUGGCCGAGGUGGUUUUGGUUGCGUUUACAAGGGAAGACUCAUUAGCGGUGAAGAAAUAGCGGUUAAAAGGCUAUCAGAGAAGUCUAGGCAAGGAGUAGGAGAGUUCAAAAAUGAACUCAGAUUGAUUGCAAAACUCCAACACAGAAACUUGGUGCGGCUUCUUGGCUGCUGUGUUGAUAAUGAGGAGAAAAUGCUUGUAUAUGAAUACAUGGAAAACAAGAGUCUUGAUUCUCUUUUGUUUGAUAAAGAGAAAAGCUCAAUGCUCGACUGGAGAAGGCGGUUCAACAUCAUCUAUGGAAUUGCUCGUGGGCUUUUGUAUUUGCAUCAAGACUCGAGGUUUAGAAUUAUUCAUAGAGAUCUUAAAGCCAGCAAUGUUCUCCUGGACAAGGAAAUGAACCCUAAAAUAUCUGACUUUGGCAUGGCAAGAAUAUUUGGAGAUGAAACGGACGCCAAGACUACAAAGAGAGUAGUUGGAACAUAUGGUUAUAUGUCACCAGAAUAUGCAAUGGACGGGCUAUUCUCAAUGAAAUCUGAUGUUUUUAGCUUCGGAGUUCUUGUGCUUGAGGUAGUGACCGGGAAAAAGAAUCGAGGGUUCUAUCAACAAAAAGACAACGAUAACCUUUUGGGACUUGCAUGGAAGUUAUGGAAAGAAGGAAGGGGAUGUGAGCUACUAGAUUCAAGUUUGAGUGCAGAAACACAUUCAGAAUUCAAUAAUAAUCAAGUUCUGAGAAGUAUACAAGUGGGGUUACUAUGUGUUCAGGAAAAAGCUGAAGAUAGACCAACAAUGGCAGCUGUGAUAUUGAUGCUGAGAAGUGAAGAGGUUUUGCUUCCUCAACCUAAACAACCCGGGUUUUGUCUUGGUAGUAGACCGUUAAAAACAGAUUCAUCGUCUAGUGUUUAUAAUGAUCAAACUUCGAAUGAGCUUACAAUUACCAAGUUGGAUGGUAGAUAAUUAACAUAGACUUGUAACAUAUAUUGUUGUAAUUAGCUUUUAGUUGU
This is a messenger RNA of Cuscuta campestris, 2865 nucleotides long. NCBI's taxonomy places the organism in Eukaryota, Viridiplantae, Streptophyta, Magnoliopsida, Solanales, Convolvulaceae. The record is from the annotation of a GenBank genome assembly.